AGCAUGGUUAGUGGAGAAAGUAGGGAAGCAAGUGCAAAAGGCGACUCAAAAAUCAAAGGGGUGUCUAAAGCCAAAUCCCAUCAUUAUGAUUGAGGCAGUAGCGACCUCUGACACAAGUCAUCAUUGAACAUCUGCAUUGUAUCGACUAUAUCAUCAUCAUCAUCACACACACACACACACACAGGUAGGUCCACAGCUAUAUUAUCUUUUCUUGCAAUAGGCCUUAUGAAAAAGCUGUAACUCCUCUGCCAAAGAAAAAGACCACCCCAUUUCUCCUCAUUCUGUCCCCCCCUUGUUCUCUUCUCUCUCUUCUCUCUAUAUAACUCCAACGCACGUCAACUAAAGCUUUCCUGUUUCUUUACUUUUCAUUUUCGGCUAUACCUAGAGAGAGAAAUAUGGCCGAGAGAGAUGAUGGGCUGGGCUUGAGUUUGAGCUUGAGAUGCCCGGAGACUCACAAUCAUGAUCCUCCGCCGCCGCCGCCGCCGCCGUCGCGACCCACGGCGGCCUCCUCCUCCUCCUUUCCGUUUAAUCUAUUCAGGUCUCCUUUGCCAUUUAUGCACCACCAGCAUAAAUCUGAUGCGUUCCACCAAUCUUCUGAUGGGAAUAUGGAGGCGCGAUCGAUUUUCGGAGGAAUCGAUGUGAACAAGGCGAUAACAGUGAUCGACUGCGACGAGGAGGUGAUGGUGUCGUCUCCGAACAGCACGGUGUCGAGCCUGAGCGGGAAGCGGAGCGAGCGAGAGGAGAACGAGGGCGAGAGGGCGUCGAGCUCCCUCGAGAUCGACGACGACGGCGACGCCGCCGCCAGGAAGAAGCUGCGCCUCUCCAAGGAGCAGGCGGCGGUGCUCGAGGAGACCUUCAAGGAGCACAACACUCUCAAUCCGAAGCAGAAAAUGGCGUUGGCGAAGCAGCUGAAUCUGCGGCCAAGGCAAGUGGAGGUGUGGUUCCAAAACAGAAGGGCAAGGACCAAGUUGAAGCAAACGGAGGUGGACUGUGAGUAUCUGCGGCGGUGCUGCGAGAAUUUGACGGAGGAAAACCGGCGGUUACAGAAGGAGGUGAACGAGCUGAGGGCAUUGAAGCUUUCCCCUCAGCUCUAUAUGAAUAUGAGCCCCCCCACCACCCUAACCAUGUGCCCGCAGUGCGAGCGCGUCGCCGUCUCGUCGUCGUCCUCGUCUUCCGCGGCGGCGCACCACCACCAGAGGCCGCCCCCGCCGUGGGCCGCCCUCGACCCCAGGACGUAGGGAGAUGGAAUUUGUAAUUGUAAAGAGAAGUUGUUGUGUGGAUAGAUUAUGAUGUUGGGGAUAGAGGUGACAAUCUAACCUUUGGAGAAGUUAGAAAAUUUGACUAGUGUACCAACAACAUGAAUCAUUGGCUCAAUUUUUGUCUAAUGAUGAAUGUGCUUUUGGGGAUCCAA
Salvia miltiorrhiza (redroot sage) is the source of this 1411-nucleotide messenger RNA. RefSeq names its product homeobox-leucine zipper protein HAT3-like. The record is from RefSeq and is a predicted model, not a curated record. Gene Ontology annotation, cellular component: nucleus. Gene Ontology annotation, molecular function: sequence-specific DNA binding; DNA-binding transcription factor activity, RNA polymerase II-specific. Gene Ontology annotation, biological process: regulation of DNA-templated transcription. NCBI's taxonomy places the organism in Eukaryota, Viridiplantae, Streptophyta, Magnoliopsida, Lamiales, Lamiaceae. The coding region runs from base 396 to 1238 and encodes 280 amino acids. The transcript is spliced from 4 exons.